Toxorhynchites rutilus septentrionalis is the source of this 1220-nucleotide messenger RNA. RefSeq names its product 4'-phosphopantetheine phosphatase. The transcript is spliced from 5 exons. Lineage: Eukaryota; Metazoa; Arthropoda; Insecta; Diptera; Culicidae. Gene Ontology annotation, biological process: coenzyme A biosynthetic process. Gene Ontology annotation, molecular function: pantothenate kinase activity; ATP binding. Gene Ontology annotation, cellular component: nucleus; cytosol. The record is from RefSeq and is a predicted model, not a curated record. Bases 83 to 1150 code for a protein of 355 amino acids.
GCGGUUUAUUUAUAUUUUCAUCAGAUAUUAACAAAUAGUUUAUAUCACGCAAAUUAAAAGGAGUCGAUUAAACUUCUUAUAAAUGGCUUCUUCUAAACAUUUUCAUCUUCUCCAGGACUUUCAAAGCUAUAAUCCUGAUACACUUGACCUAAGCCAGGAUGCCGAGGCUAAGGAUUACUGGUUCCAAUGUUUCAACCGGCUAGUGCUGAAAUUCGAACAACAAGCUGCCAAAAGUCAGGGCUCGGAUCCGACAGCUUUCAAUCGUGCUGCCCAGUUUCGCGAACAUUUUGUGAACCAACUCAAAAUACUGCAACAGCAAAAUUCUCAUUCGAAUCCUCUGGCCAUAAGGAACCUGUUGGAACUCAACGAAGCGUCGCUCAGAUUGUACGGAUUUGAUGAUCCUUGGAAAGAACAGAAACGAUUGGAGAACGAAGCGUCCCUAAAGAGAUUGAAAUAUCGGUUGCAACGGAUAGACCUUCUGAAAGAUACAAACGCAAAAUGGAUGGAAAUAAUUAAAGGAGUACUGGCGGGGAAUAUGUUCGACUGGGGCGCACAAGCGGUUUCCCAGAUACUCGAGAGUGAUACUAACUUCGGAUUAGAUGAAGCUAUGGAACGCAUUCAGAAACGUCCUUGGUUAAUCGAUUGUUUAGACGAAUGGCUUCAAAGAAUACAGGGACCACCACAUACUUGUGCAACAAUUUUUACAGACAAUUCAGGGACAGACAUAGUACUAGGAAUUCUACCUCUCGUAAGAGAGCUUCUCAAGAGAAAAACAAAGGUGUUACUUUGUGCCAACACGAAACCAGCGUUGAACGAUAUUACGUAUGGGGAACUAAAACAUUUGGUAAAACAAUGUUGUAUGGAAUGUAAGAUUAUUAGUUACGCAUACAAUACCGGCAUGCUGCAAAUUUUUGGUAAUGAACAAAACGGCCCAUGUCUAGAUUUUCGCCUUAUAACACCAGAUCUCAGUGACGCAAUAUGGGAAAGUGAUUUGUUGAUCAUAGUUGGAAUGGCAAGAGCCCUUCACACUAACUUAAACGCUAAAUUUACAUGCGAAACAUUAAAACUGGCAGUUGUUAAAAAUGAAUGGUUAGCUAGACGCCUUGGUGGUGAAACGUUUUCUGUUAUUUGCAAGUAUGAAAAUAUUUGAUACGAAAUAUUCUAAUAUGUUCGCAGAUUCCAGUAAGAAACACUUAAAUACAUUUUAUUACUACAUCCAA